Molecule: messenger RNA, 2293 nt
Organism: Anthonomus grandis grandis
Lineage: Eukaryota; Metazoa; Arthropoda; Insecta; Coleoptera; Curculionidae
Product: zinc finger protein 287-like
Exons: 7
Coding region: 275-2152 (625 amino acids)
Cellular component (GO): nucleus
Molecular function (GO): zinc ion binding
Source: RefSeq, a predicted model, not a curated record
AGUGACGUUGUCAGCUCUGUUGUGUUUUGAGUUUUCUUCAACUUUUUACUUUUAAAUAUGAAUUAAGGAUUAUUCAAUAAAUCGUGAAAGAAUCCUACUUACUAGAUGAAACUUAGGUGUUCCCACCUUUAGCCUGUCUAGAGGCAAACGCCUAAGGAAAUAAUGAGUUAGUAGUAAAAAGUGUUUUUUCUAAGAAUGUAAAACUAGGAGACUACUACUAGAAGAAAACUUAAACUCACUUAUUCAGCACCUGUUUAAUCAAGUCCAAUUAAAUAUGAAGUAUCAAAAACGUUACAACAAGUUCAGCUUCGAAACCAACUGUAGGAUAUGCUUAACUCAAAGUACAACCAGAUAUUCCCUCGAGAGACAGUUGAAAGGUUCUGAUGUAGGUCCAGUGAGUAUACAGGAAGCCCUAGAAGUUGUCACUAAUCAAAAAGUCUUAUUGAAUGAUAAUUACCCUAAUACAGUUUGUGGAAUGUGUUUUGAAUUGUUGAAGAUCUCUUAUGACUUUGUGCAGCAAUAUAAAAGCUCAAUGGAGAAGCUACGGGAACAAUUUGGUGAGGUGAAUCAGGACAGUGAAAGAAAACUAGCACAGGAAAAUGUUGAAGAAGAUGCAAAACGACAGAUUUCCAAUGGGAAACAUGCUCCAGUAGAAAUAUUGGUAGGAAAUGAAAAAUUCAACAUCAAAGACAUCCUGAUUGUGGAGGAAGACACAGAAGAAUCACCUGAUUUCCAGGGAUUUUUGAAAAACCUCGGAAAGGCAGUUAGUGCUAGUUUUGUCAAAAAAGACGUUCCGAAGACGAGUAUUGAUGAGGAGGAACCUAGUUUGGUGAUCGAAAAAAUUGUACAUGUUCCUUUAAUAGAACCUGUCACACAACAAACAGCCAGGAAACUUGUGAAAAUGAAAUCAACUAAUGUGAAAAAGUUACCAAACAAUAUUGCACUGUCAUUAAAGUAUAAUAAAUCAUUCUUGGAUACCUCUGAUAAUGACCUGACUGACAAUGAUUUCUUGGUGAAAGAAAAUUGCAACACUGAGGUAUACAAAAACUUAAAGAACCUACCUGAAAAUGAAAAAAACGCCCUAAAAUCCGCCCUUAACUUUAAAUAUAAGUGUCCCCAUUGCAACAAGUUUAUGGCAACACUAACCAGGGCAAAAAUGCACAGUAAAAGAUGCUUGAAAGGUAUCAAAAAUCCAAGCUGUAAUUUAUGUGACAAAAUAUUUGAGUCGAGGAGGGAACUUUUAUUGCACAUGAAAAAAAAUCAUUAUUCUGUAAAACCUCAGAAAGGUGAACUGGACGAUUAUAUUUGUAAAAUCUGUAAUAAGAUAUUCUGGAGUAAAGGAGGACUUGCUUAUCAUCUGAAUACACAUAUUGGUAAAAGACACAUGUGCGAUAAAUGCAGUAAACAUUUUUACACGAGAGCGGCAUUAAAAACCCACAUGCAAGUCCAUUCCCGGGAGAAAACGGUGGUCGUAUGUCCCAUUUGCGGCAAAGGAUUUCAUUAUCGCGGCGGUCUGUUUUAUCACUUGAAAAUCCACAGGAACGAGAGGAAUUUGCAAUGUAUUUACUGUCCCAGGAAAUUUUACACGACAACCUCCCUAAAACGUCACGAGUUAACGCAUACGGGAGCCCGUCCGUACGCCUGUCAGUAUUGCGAUAAAAGUUUCAGGUCCAAGGGGGAAAUGAAGAAACACGAAUGGCAACACACCAACGUGAAACCGUACACGUGUAAUUACUGUUCCGCGGGUUUUAGGCAAAUGUAUAAUAAGAACAUGCAUAUGAUGACGCACGGCGGAGACUUUCGGUGUUCGAUGUGCGGAAGAGGUUUUGCUGAUAAAAAUAUAUUGAGUUUCCACCUUAAGACCAAACACGGCAUAAAAAAACCAGAUCAAGACAUAAACGACGAAACAAAUACAAACGACGAACCCGCGAAAUUGGCAGACGAUCCUUCGGAACUGGAAGACGAUCUGGCAUCGCAAUACAUUCAAAUCGAAGGCGAAGAGACUCUGCAAUUCGACGGCGAAGAGUACUACAUCACUGAAUACAUCGAAGAAACGGAAAACGAGACCGCCGACGCCCUAAUAGUGAGCCAAAUGAACGCAGGCAGUUCCAAAGGUGAAACGCUAGUGGAAACCAUUGAAACGUUCGAGUGAAAUAAAACGCAUGAUUCAAAAGCUUUCGUUAUUUAUAUUUAAACUUUUUUUUCCAUUUUUUUUUAACCAAAAAAGUGGAAUCAAACAUUAUUUAACAAACUACUUUUUCAACAAUAUACGAUUUCUAGUUUUAUAAUAUAA